AUCUUCUAAAUAUCUUUUCAUUGGUGCCUGAAACACGUGACUGAACCUUCGAUACUUCUGAAAAAGGAAUUGACCAAUCGUCAAAGCUUUUAUCUGUUUAGUCGUGUGUUGUUUCCGAUCUAACCUAACCUUUGCUCUACGUUGGAGCGACGAAAAAAACCCUCACUCAUUCAACCGUAUCAAGAGAAUUCUCAGAUACUCUCGUUUUUUGAGUACCAAGUUUAGACAAAAAAACGAAGAAAAAUGCAUCGCCUGGGAAUAGGGGCACAGCGACUAUCCAGCUCGUUUUCUGCCGCUACAUCGGAUACCAAAACUGGCAAACUUUUGGAUACAAUAAUCAGAGUUAAUCACGCCGGCGAAUUGGGGGCUGACAGAAUUUAUGCAGGUCAAAUGGCAGUCUUAGGUAAAACCCCAGUGGGAUCGACGAUUGAGCACAUGUGGGAUCAAGAAAAAAGGCAUCGAGCAAAGUUUGAAGAACUGAUACAGAAACAUCGUGUAAGGCCGACAGCGAUGUUGCCAUUGUGGAACGUGGCUGGUUUCGUGUUGGGAGCCAGUACAGCAAUGCUGGGUGAAAAAGCAGCGAUGGCUUGUACAGUGGCUGUAGAGACUGUGAUAGUUGAGCAUUACAACGACCAAUUGAGAUCUUUGAUGGAAACCGGAAGCGACAAAGAGACUGAUCGUGAAUUAUUAGAAACGAUACAGAAAUUUCGCGACGAAGAGCAGGAACAUCACGAUACGGGAAUCGAUCACGGAGCAGAGCAAGCACCAUUCUACGAAGCUUUAACAAACGUCAUCAAAUUUGGUUGCAAAACUGCGAUAUCCAUUUCCAAAAUCGUAUAAAGAGGAAAAACUGACAUCGCUUCUAAAGUAUUGAAUCCAUGUUUGAAGCUUUCCAACCGAAAAUUUUCUUCGAUUAAAAUUCCAAUGAUUUCAUUUCGAUCAACGAUCCAAAAAUCACUAACACAGAAAACCUCAAUUCUCUGAUUUGUUUCAACAUUUUUUACAAUAUGAAUGACAAAAAUUGAAUCAAAUUUUCACUGGAAUUCCGAUCGAGAAGAAUUUCCAUUUCUGGAGAUCCGUUCCAUAUCGAACCGCUCGAUGUAAAUUUUUGUACUAGUCUUAAUAGUCGUAUUAAAUAAAUUAUACAGUUUUAUUUA
Venturia canescens is the source of this 1157-nucleotide messenger RNA. It is a transcript of the gene Coq7, whose product is annotated as ubiquinone biosynthesis protein COQ7, mitochondrial. Gene Ontology annotation, cellular component: nucleus; mitochondrial inner membrane. The record is from RefSeq and is a predicted model, not a curated record. The transcript is spliced from 3 exons. Gene Ontology annotation, biological process: determination of adult lifespan; regulation of gene expression; regulation of reactive oxygen species metabolic process. The coding region runs from base 244 to 840 and encodes 198 amino acids. NCBI's taxonomy places the organism in Eukaryota, Metazoa, Arthropoda, Insecta, Hymenoptera, Ichneumonidae. Gene Ontology annotation, molecular function: 3-demethoxyubiquinol 3-hydroxylase activity.